AUGGCUGUUGCUUCUUCUUCCGCUUCUCCUCAGGAAAAGUAUGAUGUUUUUCUUAGUUUCAGAGGUGCGGAUACGCGCUAUUAUGCUGCCUUGUGUCAAAAACAUAUCAAUGCAUUCAUGGAUGAUGAAGAGCUUGAAAGAGGGGAGCAAAUUUCUCCAUCUCUUUUGAAUGCAAUUGAGCAAUCAAACAUUUCGUUGAUCAUUUUCUCUCAAGGGUAUGCUUCUUCGAGAUGGUGCCUUGAAGAACUCGAAAAGAUUCUUGAAUGCAUGGACAGGUAUGGUCAGAUUGUAAUGCCAGUCUUCUAUAAUAUAGAUACCUCAGAUGUUAGGAAUCAGUAUGGGAUUUUUGGGGAUGCAUUUGCUAAGCAUGAAGAACGGUUUAAGGGUAGGCAGGAUGUGUUACAGAGAUGGAGGAGUGCUCUGAGAAAAGCUACCAAUCUAUCUGGCUUUGAUUCAAAUGUCAUCAGGUAA
Messenger RNA from Pistacia vera, 471 nucleotides. Its product is annotated as TMV resistance protein N-like. The transcript has a single exon. The record is from RefSeq and is a predicted model, not a curated record. Bases 1 to 471 code for a protein of 156 amino acids. Gene Ontology annotation, biological process: signal transduction. NCBI's taxonomy places the organism in Eukaryota, Viridiplantae, Streptophyta, Magnoliopsida, Sapindales, Anacardiaceae.